UAUGUCGUCAUGCGCAUGACGUCAGAAACGCAAAUUUUGAAGGUUACGUUUUGACAGCACGAUUUUAACUUAUUUUGCGGCUGCUAGCGCAGUAGCUUGGUGUUUUAGCAGCAUUACGCUUCGAUUCUGUGUAACGUGUGUAAAAAGUUCGAUCAAAUGACGAGUUAGGACCUACCGCGAAAUUGUAGACGACUAAUAUCUCUGUUGAUCAUUAAAGGUUAGAAGUAGGGUUAGGGUGUAGUCGUUUACUAAAAAGAUGGCAGGAGGAACCGUAUUGCAGAAAGCCAUUGAUUUGGUAACAAGAGCCACUGAGGAGGACCGCAAAAAGAACUACGAAGAAGCCCUAAAAUUGUAUGAACAUGCAGUGGAGUAUUUCUUGCAUUCUAUCAAAUACGAAGCACAAGGUGACAAGGCAAAGGAUAGCAUUAGGUCAAAGUGCUUACAGUAUCUCGAUCGGGCAGAAAAGCUGAAAGAGUAUUUGAAGAAGGGAAAGAAAAAGCCUGUCAAGACAGGUGAAAAUAAUGAUAAAAGUGAUGAGAAAAAAAGUGACAGUGGUGAUAGCGACAAUGACAGUGAUCCUGAGAAGAAGAAAUUGCAAAGCAAGUUGGAAGGGGCCAUUGUUAUUGAAAAACCUAAGGUUAAAUGGAGCGAUGUUGCUGGGUUGGAUUUAGCCAAAGAGGCUUUGAAAGAAGCUGUUAUUUUGCCUAUACGUUUUCCACACCUUUUCACUGGGAAACGUAUACCUUGGAAGGGUAUUUUGCUUUUUGGACCCCCAGGAACUGGCAAAUCAUAUUUAGCAAAAGCAGUAGCAACAGAGGCAAAUAAUUCCACAUUCUUCUCAGUAUCAUCUUCUGAUUUAGUGAGCAAAUGGCUUGGUGAAUCAGAGAAACUCGUCAAGAACUUAUUCGAAUUAGCCCGACAGCACAAACCUAGUAUAAUUUUUAUCGAUGAAGUGGAUUCUCUAUGUUCUUCGCGGUCUGAUAAUGAAUCAGAAUCUGCACGAAGGAUAAAGACAGAAUUCUUAGUGCAGAUGCAAGGUGUCGGUUCAGAUAAUGAUGGCAUUCUUGUUCUGGGAGCAACAAAUAUCCCCUGGGUCCUUGACUCUGCCAUUAGGAGGAGAUUUGAAAAGAGGAUUUAUAUUCCUUUGCCCGAUGAACAUGCCCGCGUUAUAAUGUUUAAACUGCAUUUGGGAAACACUGCACACCGGUUGACAGAUGACAAUUUCAAACAAUUAGCUGCAUCAACCGAAGGAUAUUCUGGAGCUGAUAUUAGUAUCAUUGUUCGGGAUUCACUUAUGCAGCCAGUGAGGCAGGUUCAGACUGCUACUCAUUUUAAACGUGUCACUGGACCCUCUCCUCAGGACCCCUCAGUCAUAGUCGAUGAUCUGUUGACUCCUUGUUCACCGGGAGAGCCAGGUGCUAUUGAGAUGACUUGGAUGGAAGUUCCUGGAGAGAAAUUAUUUGAGCCUCCUGUAACAAUGAGAGACAUGUUGAAAUCUUUAGCCACUACACGUCCGACUGUUAACGAAGAAGAUAUGGCAAAAUUAGAAAAAUUUAAGGAAGAUUUUGGUCAAGAAGGUUGAUUCUGCUACUCUAUUCUAUAAGAAAUUAUCGAAAUUCUCAAUCAUCGGAAGAUCACGAUACGAUGAUGCGUGCUUGCCUUACUUCCUGUUUCGAAUAAAAAACAAACACUGCGCCCAGUGGCGUCUGUAUAAAGAUACAAUAAGGAUAUAUCCGUUAAUUUCUCGUAACAACAGUUUCGUAUAGAAAAUGCAUAUUAUAAGUCUUUUUCUUAAACGUGGAAUUGUCACAGUCAAAAUCUCUUUUUAUUACAUUAUGUUUGUCACAGGUUGCUUUAUUUUAUGUUUAGUAUUAGUCUGAAAUUAUACAUAGAGUACAAUGAAAUUCACGUGGGUGAUAAGCACUUUUGAUUAUUUGCACUGAAAACAUGUGCUUAAAUAUCGAAAGGUCAUCCAGGAAAUAUCCUAAUUGUCUGUAGAUUAUUUCGUUAUGUUCUUCAUUUGUACUUUUAUCAAAUUCAUUUUGUAUACAUUCUAUGCCAUUGUAGUCCUUUAGCGAAUUGUACUUCACAACUUAACACCAUGUAUGGAUUAGUUGCUUUGGAUCUCAAAAGUGACUAGUUUGUUAAUAACGUUUAUAUUAGCGAUUAAUUUUUGCAAAGGUUCCCCUUCUGAUUUUAUGACUGUAUAAGAACUUGUAAAACAAAUUAAGCCAUAACUAAAUAAACUACCACAUAACACUCCA
This is a messenger RNA of Orussus abietinus, 2264 nucleotides long. RefSeq names its product vacuolar protein sorting-associated protein 4A (gene Vps4). The record is from RefSeq and is a predicted model, not a curated record. Gene Ontology annotation, molecular function: ATP hydrolysis activity; ATP binding. NCBI's taxonomy places the organism in Eukaryota, Metazoa, Arthropoda, Insecta, Hymenoptera, Orussidae. The transcript is spliced from 6 exons. Gene Ontology annotation, biological process: vacuole organization; endosomal transport. Bases 257 to 1582 code for a protein of 441 amino acids.